Molecule: messenger RNA, 1988 nt
Organism: Eufriesea mexicana
Lineage: Eukaryota; Metazoa; Arthropoda; Insecta; Hymenoptera; Apidae
Product: lipase member H-A
Exons: 1
Coding region: 482-1531 (349 amino acids)
Biological process (GO): lipid catabolic process
Molecular function (GO): serine hydrolase activity; lipase activity
Source: RefSeq, a predicted model, not a curated record
UGUUUCUACACCGUUACCGAUCCCAGCUCGUAGACAAUCGUCCCAUUGAACGUAGGGCAUCGCUCUCCGUUAUCGUUCUUUCCGCUGAUCGAUUCCGCGAAUCAGCAGUCUCCGAUGCGGCCAGAACGCGAACGCCCAGCAGCGGAAUUAAUAUCGCGACAGCGUGCCUCAAUCCGUCGUCGGCUCGACCUUUGCCGAGGUAGCCGCUGAUAGAUACUAGAGUGGCGUGUCGAUCGAUCGUCGCGUGCAUACGUCAGAGGCAGCUAAUCAGACAGGUCCGCGUCUGGCAUGCCCCUCUUUAGGGAUUCCGAGCUCGUACAGGCGGUGGUACGUGCUGAUCGAGCGGGAAGUUUCCCUCACGACGAGUCGACACACCAGCCGCUCGCUAGUUUCGUCCCGGCAGUCGAGUGAAACCGGCCCCGACGGCACCAGUCUUCAGUCUUCCCGGUGGUGGGCCGCUGGACCAGCCGGUACAGUCAACAUGGAUCGUCUGAGAGCGUGGAAAACGUUCUGCCUGUGCAUCUCCAUAGUCCUCCCGACUAUCACACCUGCCACGGCAGCUGACACUCAGCCUUUCGUAGUCAGUAACACGUUGGACCAAGGCAACGCGAAGGAUUACUUCAUAGGACCCUGUCUCGUGAACAGUAAUCAGACCUGUCCGGACAGAGAGGUGACGUUCUUCCUGUAUACUCAGAGAAACCCGGAUGCCGCACAGCAAGUGCUAGUAGACGAGACCAGCUCGAACUUGAGGCAGACCAAUUUCGAUCCUACCAAACCGACCAAGAUCGUGGUACACGGGUACGACUCCGACAUGGAGUUGUCGUACCUGGUAGACGUGCGAAAUGAGUACCUAAAGAGCUUCGAUUACAACGUGAUAGCCAUGGAUUGGCAUCGGCUAGCCAUCGCACCGUGCUACCCGAUCGUCGUGCACAACGUGCCACACGUGGGUGACUGUUUGGCCCAGUUGAUCCAGCGGCUCAGGGACGUGGGCACGGAGGAUAUCCACGUGAUCGGGUUUAGCCUUGGUGCUCACGUACCCGCGUUCGCGGCGAACACUCUCAGGCCGUACAAGAUAUCGAGGAUCACGGGUCUAGACCCGGCCAUGCCGUUAUUCGUCACCGGGGACAACGACAAUAAACUGGACGCCAGUGACGCGGACUUCGUGGACGUGUUCCAUACAAACGCGUUCAUCCAGGGCAAGGUGGAGAUGAGUGGACAUGCAGACUUUUACAUGAACGGCGGUAUCAAUCAGCCUGGCUGCUGGGACAGGUGGAAGCCUUUCGAGUGCGAUCACCAUAGAUCUGUGAUGUACUUCGCGGAGUCUAUCAACUCUGACGUGGGAUUCUGGGGUUGGCAGUGUGGCGGGUUCACGCUGUACCUUCUGGGCCUGUGUCCGCCCAGGUAUCCGGCUGUUUUAGCUGGUGAUAAGGUGGACGUGAGAAGAAGAGGCUUCUAUCUGGUGAGGACGAACUCUCACAGCCCAUACGCGUUGGGAAACUUCACCGUGAACCGGUUGGACAUGUACACGUAAGCGUGGCGAAGCUCGCGUCGGCGUCGCGAGAUGUUGCUGACACGAUAAAGCGAAUAUAGGACCAGGACUCUGCGUAUGCGAUCCUGUUACCCGAUUGCGAAAGUGAAACAGGACACACGCGUGGGACCGAGGUGGCUGCUGCUGCCGGAAGAGGGUACCAGUAUUCCUCCGGCGAAUUGACCCCAGUGAGCGUGAGAGUUGGCAGAAAAACGCCCUCCAUGUCAAGGUCAGGGUAUCCCGAGCACCUGCUGCUGUCUCUCUGUUAAUCGAUAGUGUGUUCGACGUACGGAAAGAAGUGGAGGGGGUCUAACCGGCUAUAUACCCGUUUAGAAGCCGAUUCCUUAUCGAUUUCACGCGCGUAAAGGAGAUAAGCGAUGUUAUCCACUCGUGCAACUCGAGUCCCGAGUAGAACUGGAUUAUUUCAACGUUUAUUCCAUCCGAAUCGACCUGAUCUUUG